AUGACCACUCAAAACCGGAGCUACGGUACCUUGGAUCCUUCUGCGAGACCUGUCGUUGAAUUUCAAUCCACCGAAACGCCACCCGAAAGCUCGAGUCGCGUCCCUGCUCCUGCCUCCCCUUCCAUCGGACCUCUCCAGCCUGAUCCAGACAGGUUGAGGAAACCGCCAGUGACGCGUCGUAUGUCAUCUAAACGCCAUGUACCUCAUAAAGGCCAAGAGUUCUCUACCGACGACGAUGUCCACGAGAUUGAGGAAGAUAUUGCCUUUCAACAGGCGUCCAACCCCCAGCCUUCGCCUAGGAUUCGGCCACUGCGGAAACAGAGCUCAACUUUAAGACGAAGGCUCAAUUCCCGAGCCAACCCAAUUACGACUCCAAGUAAUGAUGAUGAUCGUGGAGACAGUGACGAUAAUAACUCUGGUCUCCCGGAGCCAAGCUUGGGGGCAAUUGGGAAAGAACCCUCUUCCCAAGUCUCCGAUGAGGGGGACGAUAUUAGUAAAGGAAGUAAUGGCGAUGAUGAUGAUGAUGAUGAGGAUGAUGAUGAAGCGAGUGACGCGGAAAGCUUCACUUUGAAGGAUCGCCAGCAGGCUAUAAAUGAAACCCAUCCAUUCGGAAUCAGGCUAUGGAAGCCGGCUUUAUACAAGAAGAGUCGCUCAGUAGAGAAGACUGCAGAAGGCGAUAUCCAUUCGUCACCCGGGGGUCAGGUUGGCACCCUUUUAUUUUUUAUGAAUCUCUUGUGGACGUUAUUCUUUGGCUGGUGGCUCGCAAUAGCUGCACUGAUGGGCGCUGUUGCCUGUUUUAUGUUCUCAUAUUUCUCGAGCGCGAUGGAAUAUGGAAAAGCCUUUGCUGGUCUUUCCUGGUAUUUGUUCUACCCUUUCGGGUCCUUCGUCCGUCUCGAUACGGAUGAACACUACGCGGAAGAGGAUGAGGGGGAGGGCCGCAGCAUUAGUGAAUAUGAGCAGUGGCAAAAUGGCGACCUUGAGCAUGGUGGUUUGUUCUUUGGUCCACGACGCAAUCGAUCCCUUGUGGGAAGAAGAAGGAACAGUGUCGACUCAGCUGGUGAGCAAGACAGUCUUUUGGGCCGCGCCCCAAGGGGCCGCUCAGAGGACAGCUCUCUCCGCCCCAAACGGCGAUUGUUUGGCCGUGGGGAGUGGACGCUGGGUCGUGUUGUGUUCUUCAUAUUCUUUUACUUCCUCGUAGGGCCACUGAUGCUCUUUGUCUCGCUCGUAUGCUGGCUGUUUGUUUUUUGGAUCCCAAUGGGCCGCGUGACGCUCAUACUAUUCGACCACCUUCGCAGACACCCUCUAGCUUUGUCUUACCAUUCUGAUACAACGUUCACGCGAAUAAGCCCCGGAUCUUCGACAUCCAUCCUCCUUUGUACCUAUCGUGCAGCUGGUUUAAGGUAUUGGAAGUACACAGUUGGUGGCACGAAUGUCUUUCUCAUCAACCUCCUCGCCGUUGUCGCAUUUGUCGUUUUUGACUACUUCUUUCUAUAUGAGGCCUUGGGGCUCAAAAUUUGGAUCACCCACCCGGGUUUAAUAUUCACGCUUGCUUUGCUCUCCGUUAUCCCUUUGGCCUACUUCAUUGGCCAAGCCGUUGCGUCUAUAUCUGCGCAGUCGUCAAUGGGCAUGGGCGCCGCUGUGAACGCGUUCUUCUCUACUGUGGUCGAGGUUUAUCUUUAUUGUGUUGCUUUGACUGAGGGUAAAGGGCGACUCGUCGAAGGGAGUAUCAUCGGUAGUAUUUUUGCUGGUAUCCUGUUCUUACCUGGAUUGUCUAUGUGCUUCGGUGCUAUCAAACGCAAAACUCAACGCUUCAACGUCAAGUCGGCUGGGGUUACAUCAACCAUGUUGUUAUUUGCAGUGAUCGCGGCCUUCGGCCCAACAUUGUUCUACCAAGUGUAUGGUAGCCAUGAGCUCAACUGUCACGCGUGUGAUAGCGAUAUGGAACCCGGCAGCAGUGAUUGCCGUCGCUGUUACUUCUCUCAAGUCCCAGCUAUCAACGAUGGCUUCUUUCAGAAAGCCGUUCAACCAUACUCAUGGAUAGCUGCCAUAUUCUUAUUCCUGUCCUAUGUUAUUGGGCUAUGGUUUACCCUAAGGACACACGCUGCCCUGAUUUGGGCUACAGAGACGGAAGAGAAGAAAACGCAAGAACAAAGCAUCGAUGAUCCAAGACAUCAAUUCUCUUCAACAUCUAAUUUAGUAGCUGCUACCGGAAACACCGGGCCAAAAAAUUCGGUCCGUGAUUCACAACUAUAUAAAAGAAUCCUUGGGCAAUCCCUAAGAGACGUUGGGCUGGCCGAAAACGCCGGUGAAUAUGAUGGAAAUCUGUCAGGAUACAGUCCUUCGCAUGGUGAUAAUACGAUGCCUUACCUUGUACCCCGAGACGAUAGUAAACCAGCCUUUGCGGGGUACACGGGGUUCUCCCAGAAGCAGGACGAGAAUCUUGUUCGCAAAGUAACUGAAGUUGCGGCCACAGCUGCUACUGUUGCCGCUCGAGAUCUUGCUCGCACUCGCAAAUUAUCUGGCCCUCGUGGAUUAACUCGGGCAGCAGGUAAAAUUGCACCCUCGAAACAAGUCAAGCCAGUCCUAGAAGACCAUGACGAUGUUGGACUUGAGCAAAGUCCUGUCAGCGGCGGGCAUGACGCCCCAAAUUGGAGCAGGACAAAAAGUUCGGUCAUUCUGCUCGUAGCCACUGUGUUUUAUGCUGUUAUUGCAGAGAUUCUUGUCAACACCGUUGAUGUGGUUCUGGAAAGUGUGGACAUCGAUGAGAAAUUUUUAGGGAUCACACUAUUCGCCCUGGUUCCCAACACCACCGAAUUUCUGAAUGCCAUUUCAUUCGCGAUGAAUGGGAAUAUUGCUCUUUCCAUGGAGAUUGGAUCCGCCUAUGCUCUGCAGGUUUGUCUCUUGCAAAUACCUGCCCUCGUCUUGUUCAGCGCCGCGUAUGGCCGUUUCAUUGACCCGGAAAAUUUGAUUACACAUUCUUUCAACCUCAUCUUUGCACAGUGGGACAUGAUCACAGUCAUCCUCUGUGUCUUUCUUCUUUCUUACGUUUACGGUGAAGGCAAGAGCAAUUAUUUCAAGGGCUCAAUCCUCGUCCUCACUUACCUUGUUGUCGUAAUAGGGUUCUUUCUCUCUGGUUACAGCAACAUGGACACUAUGGGUGUUGAUCGCUUCAACACUUUGGCCAUUGGUUUGGACAGGUCCGAGAAAUUCUAUACCAUCGGCCGACCGAAACGUGGCGUUGCUUAUUAG
Messenger RNA from Aspergillus versicolor CBS 583.65, 3249 nucleotides. Its product is annotated as calcium/hydrogen antiporter. The transcript is spliced from 5 exons. Gene Ontology annotation, cellular component: endomembrane system; membrane. Bases 1 to 3249 code for a protein of 1082 amino acids. Gene Ontology annotation, molecular function: calcium:proton antiporter activity. NCBI's taxonomy places the organism in Eukaryota, Fungi, Ascomycota, Eurotiomycetes, Eurotiales, Aspergillaceae. Gene Ontology annotation, biological process: intracellular calcium ion homeostasis; calcium ion transmembrane transport. The record is from RefSeq and is a predicted model, not a curated record.